AUGAGCAGCGCGUGCAUCAUCUGCCAUAAGCGAAAGGUGCGCUGCGAUUUGGCGACCCACAACCCUUGCACCAACUGCAACAAGUCCGAUGUGGAGUGCAGACCAUACACCCGUAAGCGCAAGCGCUUCACCAACAGCCUCUCGCCGAGGCGUAGCGCUCCGGCGUCGGAUCCCUUGAGCCGGCGGAGCUCUCAACUCCCCGUCGACGCGCCCAGAGAAGCCGGGGUCGCGCCGCGUCUGUCGGAGGCCGGCACCUACGAGGGCGAUGCCCUGCCGAGCGAGGCAUCGGCUGUCCCGCUGAACAAUGGCGAGCCUGCCAUCAAAGAGGAAAGCUACCGCGGGCGGAGCGAGUACUUGGGUGGCAGCGUGCCGUUUGACGAGAAUAUGGUAAAGCCCGGUCAUGAGACCACCUAUACCAGCCCCAAAGCGUCUGCCGCAGAUCUACAAAUGUUGCGCGAACAAGGUGCAUUUGAGCUCCCACCUGAGUAUGUUCAGCGGGAACUCAUGGACAGUUUCAAUAAGUACUGUCUGCCUUGGACCCCGGUCAUUGAACCCAAGUGGCUGGACGAGAGUACGCCGCCAUCGAUGCUAUUAUUACAGUCGAUCUUCUUGGCCGGAAGUCGGGUUACGAAAGCCCAUCUGGACUAUGCAUCAAGCGAAGUCUUCUACCGGCGUGCAAAACUGCUCUUCUUCUUUGGUGGCGGUAACAACUCGCUCAUUUCCAUCGUGGCCGCCUGUUUGCUCCAUUGGUAUAACCCAGUAGGCCCGGAGGACGUGUCUACGGACACCAGUGGAUUCUGGAUUCGAACAGCAGGAGCGAUGGCUUUUCAAAUUGGGCUACACAAAGAGCCACCGCCCAAUGCCAGAAACCGGGGUCUCCGUCGGCGAUUGUGGUGGUCACUCGUAAUCCGUGAUAAUGUUAUCUCUGUUGGAGUCGGCCGGCCAAGAACCAUCAAUCUUCGGGAUAGCGAUGUGCUCCCGCCAUCCAUGAACGAUUUCCCCGCCUGGAAUUUUCAAGCCCAGCUGUUCCUUGCAUACUGCACAAUAUCGUGUCAUCUGGGAGAUACGGUUGAAUGUUACCUACGGCGCGAGAUAUCUCGACAACGACGAGUUGAUCUUGAAAACGCAGUGUACAGAUGGGCCAAGCAGGUCUUCCCCAAACUACGCUCGUCGGCCGCCUUGCAAGAAGAUGCCAUUACUUCCCAUCAUGAAGUUCAACAGCUCCUGGUCAUGUACUUUGUCGUUCUCACCAUCCUUCACCGGUCGCCUGUUCCGAAUAGUGUCCCUCCAGCCGCCUCGCUGGUGGCGUCUUCCUUCAUUGCCGGCAUCUACGAAGGAUUCCUGCUUCGUGAUGAACUUCGAUACCUGGGACCUGUUUUCGCAUUCUAUCCCUUAUGUGCUGGGCUUUCACUUCUUUCAAGCUGGCGUUACACUCAGCUGCAAAGUACAGCGGAGCAUGAGCUCACCGUCAUGAAACUCUCUCUCCAAAAGUUGUCUGAGAGAUGGCUAUCAGCCGUUGGGCCAUUACGAGCCCUCAACAAGUUGACCGAAAAGGUUCGAGAACAAGGUCCCUUCGAUGGUCCCUCGCCAACUUUAGACAUCGAUGCAGCUUCAUUCUUCGAAGGCUUUGAUAUGAAGCUCUGCAAACAGUGGGCUUUGAUCGCACAAUCAUCCGACUCGGGUAGCAAUGCAAUUACUGAGCCAACCUGUACAUUGGCAGAUGUGCAAGAGGCUGAUGAUGCAUUGCCAUCGUAUGAUACUCGACCAGAUGACACGGUGGAUAAUUACAAUUUCCCUCCUCUCGAAACGAAUCUCGAGCCAUUCAGUACCAGCUGGGAAGGGUCUGGCUUCGAUUGGAGUGGGUCUUGGCUCCUCAAUGUCUAG
Molecule: messenger RNA, 1884 nt
Organism: Penicillium argentinense
Lineage: Eukaryota; Fungi; Ascomycota; Eurotiomycetes; Eurotiales; Aspergillaceae
Product: transcription factor domain-containing protein
Exons: 4
Coding region: 1-1884 (627 amino acids)
Biological process (GO): DNA-templated transcription; regulation of DNA-templated transcription
Molecular function (GO): zinc ion binding; DNA-binding transcription factor activity, RNA polymerase II-specific; DNA binding
Source: RefSeq, a predicted model, not a curated record